Messenger RNA from Larimichthys crocea (large yellow croaker), 3984 nucleotides. It is a transcript of the gene znf280d, whose product is annotated as zinc finger protein 280D. The record is from RefSeq and is a predicted model, not a curated record. The transcript has 18 exons. Lineage: Eukaryota; Metazoa; Chordata; Actinopteri; Sciaenidae. Gene Ontology annotation, biological process: regulation of DNA-templated transcription. Gene Ontology annotation, molecular function: RNA polymerase II cis-regulatory region sequence-specific DNA binding; DNA-binding transcription factor activity, RNA polymerase II-specific. The annotation marks the transcript as partial.
UGUACAAUUGUCAGGAGGACAGAAGUAUCACUACAGUUGAAGGGGAAUGUAAAUAGGCGACUGCUUGCUCACACGUUUGGCUGUGACUACAUUUUGAGGUCCACGAUGUCUGAACUUUUUAUGGAGUGUGUAGAGGAGGAGUUGGAGCCGUGGCAGAAACAAGUAACUGAAGUUCACAUGAUAGACGAUGAUGACGAUGAACCCAUCUUCGUUGGAGUGCUGUCUAACCAAAAGGACAGUAAACCUACCCCUCCACCUCCUCAGACUAACACUGCAGGGAAACAAGAAAUAAAGCGUCCUGCUCCUCAACCUGCCAUUGGCUCCUCACAAAUAAUGCUGCCAUUGAAUAUUGCUGGAAAUGCAGUGAAUACUGCAGCACCGAAUCUGACAACAGUGACUCCACAGCCUGUUAUCGUCAAUAACCAGGGCUUUAUUGUCACUUCUCCACAAUUAGCAAACAGCACUGAGUUUAUUGCCUCACUUGGGUCCCAGUAUCCCCCUGGGACAUCAUUUACAAUCGUACCAGCCGGCCAGCAGCAGCUUUUUCAGCAUGUCACUCCAGCCACAGUAAUACCUGGUGCUGUACACAGGCCUCAGGUGCAACAAAUCAGCAACAACAUUGUGACGUUGUCUAACGUCCAGAGCCCUGCUCUGUAUUCAACCCAGUCCAAUCAGUUGCAACCCAACCGGUCCAACUCACAUCCUCUUCAGACCUUUUCUCUGCCUGUGAUGGCCAAUAGCAAUAACAGAGACCAACUCUUAGUCAAACGAGGACUGCCACCACAACAAAUAGAAAAUGUAGCAAAAAGAGUCAAGCUUGAUUUGGGGCCGACAAAAUCAGUAGCACCAGCAGAAAACGGGAUUGUCAAGAAAAAAUGCCCAAAGUGUAAAGGAGAAUUUGUUACACAGGAGACUCUGAGAUCUCAUAUGGCGUGCUGUGGUGCAAUAGUGGAAAGCACAGCCUCUCCAGCUGUGGAUACGAGUGCAAACAAGCGCAUCAUGCUGGUCUCAGAUUUCUACUACGGCCAGUUUGAGGGAGAUGUGAAGAAGGACACACAGAAGACCAACUCCACUUUCAGGUGCCAGAGCUGUUUAAAGGUUCUCAAGAACAACAUCAGGUUCAUGAACCAUUUGAAGCACCACCUGGAGCUGGAGAAGCAGAACAGUGAGAGCUGGGAAAGCCACACAACUUGCCAGCAUUGUUACCGACAGUACAUGACUCCAUUCCAGCUGCAGUGCCACAUCGAGAGCGCUCACAGCCCGAUUGAAUCCUCAACCAAUUGCAAGAUAUGUGAGCUGGCCUUUGAGUCAGAGCAAGUUCUUCUGGAACACAUGAAGGACAACCACAAGCCAGGAGAAAUGCCUUAUGUGUGCCAGGUCUGCAAUUACAGGUCCUCUUUCUUCUCAGAUGUGGAGGCGCAUUUCCGAACUGUCCAUGAAAACACAAAAGACCUGCUCUGUCCCUUCUGUCUCAGAGUUCUUAGAACUAGUCAUAUGUACAUGAAACACUACAUGAAACAUCAGAAAAAAGGGAUUCAUCGCUGUGGAAAAUGCAGAUUGAAUUUCCUCACCUACAAGGAGAAAUUGGAGCACAGGACUCACGUCCACAAGACCUUCAGAAAACCUCGGGCCUUGGAGGGCCUUCCUCCAGGAACAAAGGUGACCAUUCGAGCCUCCCUCACAGGAAAGACACCCACAAACCCAACGUCCCAUGACCGUCAGUUUGUUGUCAGUCAAGAAGCACCAGGUUUCAAUCAGCAAACCAAAUCUUCAGUCGGUGUAUCCAAGUCUAAAUCAAACGUCUCCGGAGCGCAAAAAGCCAAGGCCACGCAGAACAAGAAGCAAAAUGGCCGCACCACCAAGCACAAUCUGGCGCUCAGGAAUGUCAGAGUCAGUGGAGGACGUUACAUUUGUAUCGAGUGCAACUCGCAGGUGGACGACUUCUUUUCUCAUUUCCCAAUGGUUUCCAACUGUGGCGCGUGCAAAUAUCGGACAAGUUGCAAAGUUGCCAUUGGGAAUCAUAUGAUAAAAUUUCAUAGUACCAUAACCAAACACCGAUUUCUGAAAAUGGAUCAUAAGAAAAAUCCAUCUGGAUUAAAAUUCACCCUCGUGUGUCUCAACUGUGACCUCCUUGUGGACGCAUCAGGUGGCGACCUGAUGACCAAACAUUUAACUGAUAGACCAAGUCACAUAUGCAAAGUCAUUCAGGAGAAAGAUACGAAAGCCAAAGAUCGAGUGCAUCUUGUCUUGGGGAAGCCAGCAAAAGUCUUGUAUGUCUUGACACCACCGCCAGCCCAAAAACAAAAAGAAAUGGACUUAAAAGUAGUUGAAUGUGCCACAUCUCAAAGUGUUACUCCUGCCACUGUCGACCAACCAGAAUCCGAGGCAAUGCUACCAGCAGGUGAUCAGGAAACACAUGUCACUGCAGGUUCCUCUGAAGGAGAAGUACAGCAGUCGGCACUGCCGACUUUAUCAUCUUCCUGUCCUGUGACAUCAGAAGGGGCUUUAGGAGUCUGUGACGAGUCAGGUAACUCAGAGAGCCUCGAGGUCAGAGAGCAGCUAUCUGACUCAGGGAUUGUCCCCGAGGGUAAGAGGGAACAGCAAACUAAAUCAGAGUGAACCUGUGCAGCAACUAAACAAUGCAUAAGACGUAUGAGAAGACCAUUUCAACAUCCAAUCAGUCAUACCUCAGCAGUGUUUCAAAUAUUGAACAUAUGAUAAUGAUGAUGAUGAUAUUGAUAUUUCCUAUUAAUUCCCUCGAGAUUCUUGUUUGGCAAGCCAAUUUUAACGAAAAACAAACACAAACCACACAGUGUUUGUGUGUGUGUGCUGUUGAUUUGACUAUGAUUGUGGCUCAUUUUUUAUGUCUUAAGUUUCCAGAUUGGUCCUUAAGGAACAGCAACCAGACAAAAUGACAAAAUGUAAAUGUAAAGGACAGUCCAUCAGCCACAAAAAGGACAGUAUUUGGCUCUUCUCCUGAUCCAUACAGUAUCCAGACAUACUAAAAUAUUUUUUUGUUUUUACAGUUUGAGCUGAGACUAUUUUACACUGGUGUCUUAGUUUGAGUUAAGAUGGUUGUUUGUUUGAAUUUUAUAUAUCAUAUAAUUUUGCCCCCGUUUAUAUUGAAUGUGAGGUUGCUAUACCAAAAAUAUAAAGUAUCACUAAAAUAAACUUAGCUUCUGGAAAAGCUACUGGUUUGUGGCAGAAAUAAUCGAUGUGGUACAAAUAUGUUGUUACCAGCUUUUUUUUUUGGACAUCCGAGACUAACAUUUAUCCCAACACUCAGAAAGAUGCUUUAAACCACUAAGAAAUGUAUAGAAAAUACUGGCAUAUUAUUUUAUUCCCUAAGAAAAAGGGUGUCAGCUUUGUGGAAUGUGGCUUGGACAAGACGGAGAAAAAUAAAGCAUUGAGCAACUGGACAAUGACCAUAACUGAGAGGUGAAGAAAAUAAUAUGUAUACCACUGUACUCACGUAUAUUUUAUUGUCAUACUUUUAACUGAUGAAAGUGCCAGAAUGUACAAAAGAAAAAAAUCUGUAUAUGUUACAGUAAGCAAAGGUACUCAGCACGACACUUGAGCUUGAUUUAAUCAUGCAAACAAUUUGUAUGACUGAGUUGUUUAAGUUGCCUUUUUAUUUUGCAUUUAGGAUUUAAAAAAAGGCUAAUUCCCUGUAGCUCUGAGGAUGUUUUAUAUGAUACAAAUUGUUUACUUUGUGUGACUUAAAUACUCCAAUUGUCAUUGUUGGUUUCAUAGGUUUUUAAAAAGGGAUAUCACUUGUAUGUACAGUAUCUGUAGAGCAAGUCUGUAAAUGCUUCUAUGUCUAUGAUGGCGCUGUAAAUGUAACCUCCUGAGUCUGUUUUGGAUACAUUCCUCAAAAGAUCUUGUCCUCUGCUUAGGGCACAUUUUCCUCAGAGAUCUAUAAAUUAAUGGGUUUGGAUCCGUGUUUUCCUGUUACCAUGUAAAUAAAUCUUUACUACAAGAGGA